Molecule: messenger RNA, 429 nt
Organism: Schizophyllum commune H4-8
Lineage: Eukaryota; Fungi; Basidiomycota; Agaricomycetes; Agaricales; Schizophyllaceae
Exons: 3
Coding region: 1-429 (142 amino acids)
Source: RefSeq, a predicted model, not a curated record
AUGUCGAACACUGUAUCUCCCACCACAUCUUCGGACGUUACGGCGGAGGUUCUAGCCUUGAUCAACGCCGCGUUUUCCGAGCGCGACGAGGCCAAGGCACGCUUAGAGGUUGCCACUAUAAAGCUGGGCGACAUUCAAGCGCGUGAGGCUCUUUGCGACGAGAGAGAGUUUGAAGCUCGCGAUGCUCAGAAGCAGCUGGCCUUGACAUGUCGGCGCCAGGCAGCGGACCUGCGAGAUGUCAAAGCGAAUUUCAUCAACUUGUUCAACAAGUUCUAUUGGAAGUUGCGUCGCCUUCAAGAUGAUCCUGAAGAGAUGAAGGAGGUCGUUGCAGAUUUGAAAAGGACGCUGGAGGUGUACGAGGUCACCAAGACCAAGUACAGUGACGACGAAGAUCUGGAGUGCACCUUUGACGACGAAGAGCACAUGUAA